Angiostrongylus costaricensis is the source of this 1182-nucleotide messenger RNA. The record is from the annotation of a GenBank genome assembly. NCBI's taxonomy places the organism in Eukaryota, Metazoa, Nematoda, Chromadorea, Rhabditida, Metastrongylidae.
AUGUGUAAGGUUCGUAUUGUGAUCAUCGGAUUUAAUACUAUUUCUAGGAGAAUUUUAGUUACAGGUCAUAUUUUUUCUCCUCCAGAUGAGGGACCUGUAGACAUGUCCAUUUCCGACAGAACUGAUAUAACAGACGAGAACAAAACUGCAUUAGCAAUGAGUAUAUUGCAGACUUUUAGUGAAGCUGUUGUUGAGACAAGGGAAUAUAGCAACGACGUCGGUGCAGCACAAAUUCCGGACGAAAACAAAACUGCAUUAGCGAUGAGUAUAGUGCAAACACUUAGUGAGCCCGCUGCUGAUACAAGAACAACUAUGGCAGAAACUAUGACCGAAAUGGAUUGUACGAUUAACGAAUCACACAACGUGGCCAACGUCAAAGGCGGAGAGCAAGUAGGAAGUAGUUUGCAAUCGUCAAUUUCGUCAGGAGAUCAUACUGUUUGUUCCGUGCAGUCGCUGUGUGAUAAAAUUGCUUGUUAUCUAAAAAGAAUGAUAUUUAACACACAAUCACUGCAGGUUAACUAUGUGAGUCCUGUAAUUGAUCAGCCGGAAAGUAACGUUGUUCGGGAGCUUAUUUUGGAGGAACUAAGGAGAAUGGUGCUCAAAAUCAAAGAGAGUUCUUCAUCUAAGGUCGCUGUCUUGCUGCCAAAACUAGAGGCAAUUGCUCCAACGAAAGCUUUAGCCCUAAGGAAUAUGAACAUGAGAGCUUUAGAAUUUGACGACGAAGAUCUUUUUUAUUGUGGAUGUUUACGUGCCGAAAUUGAAUUGGCUCAAAUUCGUCUGGAAGUCGCUCAACAGGCACGAAUAGCGCUUGAGCAAUUAAUUGCAAGUGAUGAGUCCACCUUGAGAACACUUCGGGAAGAUGCUCAACUUUGCAGCUCCAUCGACGAACUUCAGAGAGAUGUUCAAACGCUUCAAGCAGAGCUCUCUGAUUUGCCUUCUGUUGACGAGAUCGCUGAACUGGUUGCUUCUCAUAAGCAAACUGUUGAGGACGAAAAAAAUCUUCAUCGUCAGAUACUGGGCCUAGAAAUACAGGAGCGGCGUCUGGAAGUCGAACUAGCGAGAGCGAAGAACAAGGAUUUCAAGGAAACUAUCGAAAAAUUGGAUUUUCUGGUCAACACAUAUGAAAUGAACAAAGCGCGAGUUCACGCGUUCACACAGAAAAUUCAUAAUUUACAUAUGUAA